Molecule: messenger RNA, 1484 nt
Organism: Suricata suricatta (meerkat)
Lineage: Eukaryota; Metazoa; Chordata; Mammalia; Carnivora; Herpestidae
Gene: JPT1
Product: Jupiter microtubule associated homolog 1
Exons: 5
Coding region: 150-614 (154 amino acids)
Cellular component (GO): nucleus
Source: RefSeq, a predicted model, not a curated record
CCUCAUAAAGGCUGCGGCCGGCGAGGCAGGCGGCGGCGGAGGCUCCUGCAGCGGUCGGUGGCGUCGCGGUGGGGAGCUGCGCUGCGCCCCUCGGACCCGGCCCACUCGGCGCUGUGCUCCCACGCCAGCCUACCUCGGUCAUCGGCACCAUGACCACCACCACCACCUUCAAGGGAGUGGACCCCAACAGCAGGAAUAGCUCCCGGGUUUUGCGGCCUCCAGGUGGUGGAUCCAACUUUUCAUUAGGCUUUGAUGAACCAACAGAACAACCCGUGAGGAGGAACAAAAUGGCCUCUAGCAUCUUCGGGACACCUGAGGAGAACCCCCCGUCAUGGGCCAAGUCGGCAGGUGCCAAGCCUAGCGGUGGCAGAGAGGACUCUGAGUCCUCUGGACCCCAGAGAAGGAACUCCUCUGAAGCGAACUCUGGAGACUUCUUAGAUCUGAAGGGAGAAGGCGACAUUCAUGAACAUGUGGACACAGACUUGCAGGCCAGCCUGGGGCAGAGCGAGGAGAAGCCCGUGCCCGCUGCCCCUGUGCCCAGCCCAGUGGCCCCGGCCCCGGCGCCUUCGCGAAGAAAUCCCCCUGGCGGCAAGUCCAGCCUCGUCCUGGGUUAGCUCCGACUCUCGAACUCUGUCGUUUUGUUUGUUUUCUCCAUGCUUGUGAACUGCACAACUUGAGCCUGACUGUACAUCUUUUGGAUUUGUUUCAUUAAAAAAGAAGCACUUUAUGUACCGCUGUCUUUUUUUUGUUGGUUGGUUGGUUUUUAAAGAACAGGUUUCUCUUGAUCUGUCCUGAUCCCUCCGGGUCUGUGGGCCAUGGCAUGAGUGUUUUCUAGUAGUAGAUUGGAGGGGAAGUUUUGUGACACUUAGUAUGGUGUUUUUAAGAAUAACCUGGUUCAAAUGUGUUAGAGGAUCUUUUGUACUGCGGUUUUUAAAACGCUUUUCUCGUCAGCUUUACCCGGGUUUACCAAGCCUCGACGGGGCAGACCAGUGAGCAGUCCACAGGCAUGUUCCUUCCGGCCCCCGAACACAGGGCUGUCUUUACGCCAAACCUCCUCGUUGUAGCCCCGCCUUGUCCGUGCCCCUCGCUAAAAGCAUCUUCCAGUGCCCUAAGGAACAGCAGAGGCCCGUGCCUCAUGCCUUGCUGCCUGCAAAGCAAAAAACAAAAGCAAAAAACUGCCUUUCAAAUGUCUGAACCUUAAUAAGCCAGAUGCUGACUCAACUAGCUGACGAGCCGCGCCUGCUGCUCCCGCAGAAGGCCACGAUGUGCGCUCAGACCGACAAAUUCGGGAGAGCGAGCGAGGGCGGUGAGCACGCAGAAGUGGGUCUUCGUCGUGCACAGACCCCAAGGGGGGCAGUGCUCUUCUUCGAUAACUUGAAGCCGUGUGCACGAUGCUGGCGCUUGACCAUGAACCGAGGUCCUAUCCUUAACAUGUGUGUUGUACGAUCCCGGACUGUUGCUUAAAGUAAACAAUGUACAAAUUU